AUGAGCUCCUCAAGAGGCUACGGCCACCUCUCGGCCGAGCAGUGCUCGCUUCGUUCCAGAGGCAAGAAAAGGGUGGCCGUCAUCGGAGUCUCUGCGGUGGUCCUCGUCGCCAUGGUGGUCGGCGUCGCCGUCUCCGUCAGCCACCAUGGAGGGUCAUCAUCUUCCCCCGACUCUGAAAUGGAGGUCUCGCAGACGGUGAAGGCGAUCCAGUCCAUUUGCCAGCCCACAGACUACAAGCAGGUCUGCGUCAACACCCUCACCGCCGCCGCCGGGUCCAACGUCACCGACCCCGCUGACCUCGUGAAGCUCGCCUUCAAAGUUGCCGUCGAUAAGAUCCACGACGUGUUCAACCACUCGGCGCUGCUGAAGGAGGCGGCGGCGGAUCCGAGGACGAAGAAGGCUCUGGACAGCUGCGAGGAGCUGCUGAAGUACUCCAUCGGCGACCUGAAGAACUCCAUCGACCAGCUGGGCUCCAUCGAUCUGUCAAAUAUGAACAAGGCGGUGGAGGACGUCAAAGUGUGGCUAAGCGCCGCCAUAACCUAUCAGGAGACCUGCCUGGAUGGGUUCGAGAACGCCACCGGCGACGCGGGGGCCUCCAUGAGGAAGGCCAUGAACGCCUCCAUGGAACUGACGCAGAACACCCUCGCCAUUGUCAACGAUGUGUCAGCUGUCCUCUCCUCCUUCAAGAUCCCAUAUUUCACCCGGAGGCUGCUCUCGGAGGAAGAAGAAGAGCAGCAGCGGCUGCCGCGGUGGGUGGACGCCGGGAGGAGGCGGCUGCUGGAGCUGGAGGCGGCGGAGUUGACCGCUGACAUCGUGGUGGCCAAGGACGGUAGCGGCAACUUCACCACCAUCGGCGAGGCCCUCGACGCCGUGCCCAAGAAGAGCAAGAACACGACGGUGAUGUACAUCAAGGAAGGGGUAUACGAGGAGAGCGUGCAGGUCAACCGGAGCUUAACAAACCUGAUGAUGGUCGGAGACGGACCCACGAAGACGAAGAUUACCGGCAGCCUCAACUUCGUCGACGGGACCCCCACAUUCAAGACCGCCACCUUCGGUGAGCCCUUGGUUGCUGGAGAUGGAAAGUAGAAAGACUAUAUGAUACCAUGUAUCCUCUCAUUGUGAUCUGAUCAUCGCCGGGUGACGACGCAGCGGUGAUCGGCGACGGGUUCAUCGCCAAGAACAUGGGGUUCGAGAACACGGCGGGGGCGGCGAAGCACCAGGCGGUGGCGCUGAGGGUGCAGUCGGACAUGUCCAUCUUCUACAACUGCCAGAUGGACGGGUACCAGGACACGCUGUACGCGCACACGAAGCGACAGUUCUACAGGGACUGCACCAUCUCCGGCACCAUCGACUUCGUGUUCGGCAACUCGGUGGUGGUGUUCCAGAACUGCCUGCUGUUGGUGAGGAAGCCGCUGGAGAACCAGCAGAACAUCGUAACGGCGCAGGGGAGGAAGGACCGCCGGGAGCCCACGGGGAUCGUGCUGCAUAACUGCACUAUCGCCGCCGACCCCGCCUACUUCCCAUUCCGGAAUCAGCUCAAGUCCUACCUGGGGCGGCCAUGGAAGGAGUACUCGAGGACACUGGUGGUGCAGUCGCAGAUUGACGACCUAAUCGAUCCGCAGGGAUGGCUUCCAUGGCUGGGGGACUUCGGUCUCCGCACCUGCUUCUACUCGGAGUUUGACAACCGGGGCGCCGGCGCCGGGAUGACCCAGCGGGCCACCUGGCGUGGGGUGAAGAAGAUGACCUACGGGCACGCACUCAAGUUCACUGUGGAAUAUUUCAUCCAGGGCAACAGCUGGAUCAAGCCGUCCGGCAUCCCCUACAUCCCAGGCUUGCUUCCGGUCACCUAUUUAUAG
This is a messenger RNA of Spirodela intermedia, 1856 nucleotides long. The record is from the annotation of a GenBank genome assembly. NCBI's taxonomy places the organism in Eukaryota, Viridiplantae, Streptophyta, Magnoliopsida, Alismatales, Araceae.